This is a messenger RNA of Pristis pectinata (smalltooth sawfish), 1126 nucleotides long. It is a transcript of the gene calb1, whose product is annotated as calbindin 1. The coding region runs from base 1 to 792 and encodes 263 amino acids. The transcript has 11 exons. Gene Ontology annotation, cellular component: nucleus; cytosol; terminal bouton. The record is from RefSeq and is a predicted model, not a curated record. Gene Ontology annotation, biological process: regulation of presynaptic cytosolic calcium ion concentration; regulation of long-term synaptic potentiation. Gene Ontology annotation, molecular function: calcium ion binding. Lineage: Eukaryota; Metazoa; Chordata; Chondrichthyes; Rhinopristiformes; Pristidae.
AUGGCAGACACACACAGCCUUUACCUCCAAGGGAUUGAAGAAUCUACCUCGCAGUUUUUGGAAAUUUGGCAUCACUAUGAUAAUGCUGGUAAUGGUUAUAUUGAUGGAAGAGAACUGCAGAACUUCAUUCGAGAACUCCAACAAGCUCGAAAAGGCGCUGGCUUAGAAUUGUCUGAUGAGAUGAAAGCUUUGGUGGAGAAGUAUGAUCAGAAUGCUGAUGGAAAAAUUGAACUGGCAGAUCUGCUUCAGAUACUGCCAACAGAAGAAAACUUCUUCUUGUUCUUUCGGCAACAAUUAAAGUCAAGCACAGAAUUUAUUGAGACUUGGCGAAGGUAUGAUGAAGAUCAUAGUGGCUUCAUAGAGGCAGAUGAGCUGAAGAGUUUUCUUCGAGAUUUACUCAAGAAAGCAAAUAGGCCCUUUGAUGAAGUGAAACUGGAGGAGUAUACCCUGACUACGCUCAAAUUGUUUGAUUCAAAUAAUGAUGGAAAGCUGGGACUGGGCGAAAUGGCCAGGUUACUUCCUGACAAAGAGAACUUUCUCCUCAAAUUUCAGGGGGUGAAUAUGUCCUCAAAAGAAUUCAAUGAUAUCUUUGAUUAUUACGACCAGGAUGGCAGUGGAUAUAUAGAUGAAAAUGAAUUAGAUGCACUACUAAAGGAUCUCUGUGAAAAGAACAAACAGGACCUAGACAUUCAACAUCUUACAACAUACAAGAAAAACAUCAUGGCUUUGUCUGAUGGAGGAAAACUCUUUCGGAAAGACUUGGCAUUAAUCCUCUGCGCUGAAGAGUUUUAAAUAUCUUGCAUUCUCGUGUGCUUGUGAUCUCUGUGAAUAUAGCUGUGUGCUAAAAGGGUGUAGGAUAUGCUUUCCUUCUACCUGUACACAUAUAGGUUAAUCGGUAGAAUGUGCAACACAUUCUUUCUGAUCUGUUGUAUCUAUACUCUUUGUAAUUUAUUGCUUUUGUAUCUACAGAAUUCAUACAAUAAACCAUACUACUAAAAAUGAUAUGAUAUGUGGCAUAAAACAGUUUUGUCUGGAAGUGAGAGAGGUGUUUAUAAUAAAGGUUGACAAAACUGUUCUGGAUUGUUUAAUAAAUGUAAUGAAGGUAUAGAUACCUUGUGCAAUUGCC